Messenger RNA from Vanrija pseudolonga, 971 nucleotides. Its product is annotated as Endo-1,4-beta-xylanase A. The coding region runs from base 366 to 845 and encodes 159 amino acids. The record is from RefSeq and is a predicted model, not a curated record. NCBI's taxonomy places the organism in Eukaryota, Fungi, Basidiomycota, Tremellomycetes, Trichosporonales, Trichosporonaceae. The transcript is spliced from 3 exons.
GUACGUGUGUCUUCCCCUCCCCCCUCCGCCCCGCCCUUUCCACUCCGACAUUGACAAGGUUGAGCCUCCUGCCAGAAGUGUUUCACGAUGCGGAACCGUCUGACCUUCCCCUCGUCCCCCUCUCCCGCCCUCGCCGUCAACAUUGUCCUCUCCAUCGCAUUUCAGAGCGAGUCGUCGCUGACUGUCCUCUCGCAGUAACGCUGCAAUCAAGAGCAAAUGUCAACCUUGUUCCAAGGAUGGCCCUGCCCACCACUGGCCAAUGUCCCCGAUGAUCACCUGCCAGGGUCACCAUAAACAGCACGAGGACUGACUGACUACACGAUGCCUUCUGCGACGUCCUUGACUCUGCGUUCUCUCAAACUACCAUGCCCAGGCCCAGCUUUGCCCUCAUCACCCUCGUCGCCGCUCUGUCCACGGCUGCCGCGCCCCCUAUGAGACGCGCCUCCGGUGUUCACCUUACCGACCAGUCCGGUCGCUUCUGUGUCGACCUACCGACAGGGUGGCUGGGAAACGGCAACGCGAUCCAACUCUGGGGUUGCUCUCCCGAUGACAAUGCCAACCAGCUGUGGGCUUUGGCGAAGAAUGGCCAUAUCACCAGCGCAAAGGAGCCAAGCAAGUGCCUUGACGCAGGCGAGAAUGCCGUGAGCGGCAGCUCCGUUCAUCUCUGGGACUGCUACGAGGGUCUCGCUCAGCAAACUUGGAUCGUGGAGAACGGCGCUGUCCGCCUUCAAGGAGCAAACCUUUGCCUCGACAUCACGGACGGCAAGGUUCAGGACGGAACUCGACUCCAAGUCUGGGAAUGCGACGGCGAGUGGAACCAGAAGUGGACUGUGGCUUCACAGUAGCAUGCGUCUCUCGUUGCCCUGGACAAUCCCGACCCUCCCUUCGUUCGCUGAAUGCUUCUCUUGCUGUCCUCUGCUCCUCUCGCUCCUUACUGUCGUCCCAAUGCCUGUUGAAUGCAAUCAUACCCG